CCUUGUUCCUGCAAAAUUUCCUCUACAGACACCUUAAUUAGUCAAAUACAACACAAAACUCGCAGAAUGGAAAUGAAAAGGCAAGGAAGAAAAUCUCCAGUUGCAGCUAUGAGUCUGAGUCUACUUUGCUCAAUUCACUUCCAAGCGAUCCUUCUAUUGUUCGUGGUACUGCUGCAUGUAAAAACACUUGCUGUUUUUGGUGAUAGUACUGGCACCACUAGUUAUGCUGGUGGGAAUGAAACGGAUCAUCAAGCUUUGUUGGCGUUCAAGAGUAAGAUAACACUUGACCCUAGAAACAUUCUCAGCUCAUGGAAUGAUUCCAACCAUUUCUGCCAGUGGGAAGGUGUGACAUGCGGCCGCAAGCAUAGAAGAGUCACAAUAUUAGAUCUGCGGUCCAGAUAUUUGGUGGGUUCUUUGUCUCCAUACAUAGGCAACCUUAGCUUUCUUAGACAAAUCGUGCUCGCAAACAACACCAUUGGAGACAAAAUUCCUGAUGAAGUUGGCCGUCUAUACAGGUUGCGAGCAUUGAUGUUGUACAAUAACUCCUUUGAUGGGGAAAUUCCUGCAAACCUUUCCCAUUGUUCCAACCUCAAUUUCAUUUCUGUAGCUAGAAAUAACCUUUCAGGGUUGAUCCCAAAGCAGCUUGCUUCUUUGUCAAUGCUAAAGUCUCUUUCUUUUGACACAAACAAUCUCAUGGGAGGAAUCCCACCUUUCAUUGGGAACCUUAGCUCUCUACAACUUAUAUCUGCAGCUGACAAUGUUUUGGGAGGACAUAUUCCAGAUGCCUUGGGUCAGUUACAAAGGUUAAAAUAUCUUGGACUGGGUGGAAAUAAACUCUCUGGUUUGGUCCCUCCAUCUUUAUAUAAUCUUUCGUCUAUUAUUGUUUUUUCAUUGGCCAAAAAUGAGAUUAGUGGAGGUCUUCCUUCAGACUUAUUUCUCACCCUUCCUCGUCUCCAGUGGUUUCAAAUUGAUCGAAACCAAUUUACCGGAUCUCUUCCGGUCUCAUUAUCUAAUGCUUCAGAAUUAGAACUCUUCCUAAUUGAAGAAAACAAUUUUACGGGAAAAGUAUCAGUCAAUUUUGGAGGCUUACAACGUUUGGAGAAGUUGAUUGUUGAUAGAAAUAAUUUAGGAAGUGGAGAUGCUGAUGAAAUGGAUUUCUUUCAAUCCCUGGCCAAUUGUAGCAAUUUGCAGAUACUUGAUAUCAGAGCGAAUCAAUUCAAAGGUACGUUGUUUAACACUUUGGGUAAUCUUUCAACCUUACUUAGGGUUUUUGCAAUUAGCCAAAAUCUUAUUUUUGGAGAGAUCCCUCCAAGGAUGGGUAAUUUGGUCAACUUGACCAACUUAUUGAUGGAUGGUAACAAAUUAAUUGGGACAAUCCCAAGUGAGAUUGGCAAUCUUCAUAAGUUACAACGAUUAGUUUUAAGUGAUAAUAAACUCUCAGGAAGUUUACCAAUUACCCUUGGAAACCUAUCAUUGAUAAAUUAUCUGUACUUAGACAAUAAUAGAUUGCAAGGAACUAUCCCAUCAAGUAUAGAAAAUUGCCAAAAUUUGUUGUUGUUAAAUUUGUAUCAAAACAACCUUAGCGGCACCCUUCCAAAACAACUCUUUGGAAUUUCCUCAUUGUCAAUUUCACUUAAUUUAGCUCGAAACUUUUUCAUUGGAUUGCUACCAUCAGAGGUUGGCAAUCUUGUCCAUUUAGUAGAGUUGGACUUAUCUGAGAACAAUUUGUCAAGUAAAAUUCCAAGUAGCCUAGGCUCUUGUACAAGCCUUGAGUACCUUUAUAUGGAGGGUAAUUUCUUUCAAGGAGCAGUUCCAAUAUACUUGAGUUCUUUAAGAGGUAUUCAAGUCAUGGAUCUUUCUCGAAACAACUUGUCUAGUCAAAUUCCAAAUUUCUUGGAGAAACUUUCCCUGAAGAAUUUAAAUUUAUCCUUCAAUGAUUUUGAAGGAGAGGUUCCAACAAAAGGAGUGUUUGCAAAUUCUAGUGCAAUAUCCCUCAUCGGAAAUAGUAGGCUAUGUGGGGGCAUAUCAGAAUUAAAGUUUCCUAGAUGCUUAACAAAAAAAGAGAAGAAAGCAAAGUGGCCUCUUGCAGUUAAAGUGGCAAUCUCAAUGGCAUGUGUGAUUCCGGUAGUAACCAUAAUGUCAUUUUUCUUAUUUUGUCGGCACAAAAGACAAAGAAAAGAUAAUUCUUCAGAAUCUUCUUUAAGGCAAUCACUUUUGAAAGUGUCUUACCAAGUGCUCCUUAAAGCAACUGAUGGAUUUUCGCCAGCAAAUUUGAUUGGUGUGGGUAGUUUUGGCUCGGUCUAUAAAGGUAUCCUUGGUGAGGAUGAAUCAAUUGUUGCAGUCAAGGUAAUUAAUAUUCAACGUCAAGGAGCUUCUAAGAGCUUCAUCUCCGAGUGUGAAGCCUUGAAAAAUAUUCGUCAUCGGAAUCUUGUGAAAAUCAUUACUUCCUGCACAAGUGUGGAUUUUCAUGGCAAUGAUUUUAAGGCUCUUGUUUUUGAGUUCAUGCCAAAUGGAAGUUUAGAAAAUUGGUUGCAUAUGGAUUUGGAAACAAAUGCCAGGCAAGUAGAUAUACAAAAUUUGAACCUUGUUCAAAGAAUAAGCAUUGCCAUUGAUGUUGCCUGUGCACUCGAUUACCUACAUCACCGUUGCCCAAUGCCAAUUGUUCAUUGUGACCUAAAGUCAAGUAAUAUUCUUUUUGAUUGUGAUAUGAUUGCUCAUAUUGGAGAUUUUGGGCUUGCGAAAUUUCUUUUAGAACUUACAAAUCCGAAACAAAGCGACUCAAUUGGAAUAAGGGGAACAAUUGGGUACACUCCUCCAGAGUACGGUGUAGGAUGUGAUGUGUCAACAAAAGGAGAUGUCUACAGCUAUGGAAUCUUAUUAUUGGAGAUGAUAACAAGAAAGAAACCCACAAAUUGUGUGUUUGAGGGAGGCCUUAACCUUCAUAACUAUGCUAGCAUGGCAUUGCCUAAUCGUGUAAUAGAGAUUUCAGACCCAAAACUGUUAAACAAUUGUGGAGAUACAGACAGAACAGAGGAGUGUUUAAUAUCCAUGGUCAAGAUUGGAGUAUCAUGCUCUAUGGAGUUGCCACAAGAACGAUGGGACAUUAUCAAGGCCUUGUCUGAGCUGUAUUUGGUCAGAGACAUUCUUCAUGGCGCUCGGAUUUAGCACUACGUUCUUGAAUAUUUAGAAGGCUCAUAAAGUAUUACAAUGGAUGGAAAGACACGUUUGGCGUUCUAGAUAAACAUGCUUAUAGUUUAUCGAGGAGUAUUCUACAUGGUUCUUAUACCCAGUCUUAUAUCUGUAUUUUAUUUGCUUUUUAGUCAAUCAAAAUAAUUUCUUUCAAACUUGUAUUUGUGUUUGAUCCUAUUGAUAUUAUGUUUGGAAAAUAAAUUAUCUAAUUUCAUUAGCAGUUGUAAUAUUUUCAGCUAACAAUAAGAUGUUUCCUUCACUUCCCAUUCCACAUCAAUAUACUUUUUGUCAAAGCUUGAACUCAUAACCAUGCUUGAGAACAAUUAAAUUAAAUAAAAAUGACAGUAUGUUAUACGAGAGUUUCCUCAAAAGCUCCAC
This is a messenger RNA of Quercus robur (English oak), 3567 nucleotides long. Its product is annotated as receptor kinase-like protein Xa21. Bases 67 to 3165 code for a protein of 1032 amino acids. Gene Ontology annotation, biological process: hormone-mediated signaling pathway; protein phosphorylation. The transcript has 3 exons. Gene Ontology annotation, molecular function: protein kinase activity; protein binding; ATP binding. The record is from RefSeq and is a predicted model, not a curated record. Gene Ontology annotation, cellular component: plasma membrane. NCBI's taxonomy places the organism in Eukaryota, Viridiplantae, Streptophyta, Magnoliopsida, Fagales, Fagaceae.